Messenger RNA from Symbiodinium sp. CCMP2592, 1722 nucleotides. The record is from the annotation of a GenBank genome assembly. NCBI's taxonomy places the organism in Eukaryota, Dinophyceae, Suessiales, Symbiodiniaceae.
AUGGCGCCCUUUGCCUGCCUGAACAAGGCAGAUGCUGACGAGGGUGUGGACGUGUCAGAUGACGGCCUCAGUGCUUCCUGCAGUGCGGACGACGCAUGGCUUGGGCUUCGGGGUCGUCCUGGCGUGUUGAAAGGUGCCUACCAGUACGAAGUGGAGUUGAAGAACGACUGCUUGCUUCGUUUGGGGUGGGCAGCAGCCGCAGGGCGGCGAGCCCUGGGUACAGACGAGAGGUCCUUUGGUUUCGGAGGCACCGGGAUGAAAUCGAAUGCCGGCCGCUUUGAGAAGUACGGCGAGAUGUUUGAAGGAAUGCCAGGGGCUGUGAUCACCUGCCUUCUGGACAGACGAGAGCCCCGACGUCACACGAUCAGCUACUGCCUCAAUGGCAAAAACCUCGGCGUAGCCUUUCGACUGCCUCCUUGGCUGGGAGAAGUGCCUCUGUACCCGGCCGUCUGUGGGCGUGAGGACUGGCAGGCGAUCUGUCGGUUCCGUGACCUGCGCUAUCCACAUGGGGGAUAUCGAGACUUGGACGAGGCUUGCAGCCAGCACGUCGUGACCGACGACAACUCGGUCGACGCGGCCAGUGCUGCCGCAGCGGUCUUUGCAGCGGCCCCCUUCGUGGAGGAGAGGGAGCUGCGCCAGCUGGAUGUGCCGAAUGAGAACCUCAUUGAACUGCGGAGCGAGGGAGAGGUGCCGAUUGAUGGCCAGGAGCUGAAGUCUUGGCUCGUGCAGGAAUACGGCAUCAGCAGCGCCGACUUCCAUGCGGAAUACUCGGACGACAAGUGCAUGGCCGUCCUGGCCUUCCCGAGCCACCGGGUCUCCCGCAGCAUGGUGAACGCACCACCACCGAGGAUGAUGGUCCGGCUGAAGUCCAACUUCAGUGAAGAGGCGGAGGCCAUCCUAGCCUUGCAUCGCCCGAACAAGGGCGCCACAACAGACGCCGUGGCGCGGCGCCUCAUCGCAGGUGCCCUGGACGGAGACACGGUCAUCACCAAAGAGCAGCUGCGGCAGAUCCGGGCGAAGAAGCUCCCAUCCGCAGCUUCGGCAGGCUACGAGGCGAAGCGGAAGCCGCCGCCCGCACCGCCGAUGCCCACCUUGGGCUCCUCCUCAGACUCGGAGUCGGCGAGCUCCUUCAAGGCCCCUGCAGCUGAGAAAGAGACGCCGCCUGCCAAGCGGCCCUCUCUGUCGGAGAGGCAGCCAGACACCAGGCCCAAGGACAGCAAGGCCAAUCCUGGUGGGAGCCGGCUGCUGCAGGGUGCCUUGCGUGGCGUGGUCGGGGCGUCCCGAAAGAAGGACGCGGGGUCGAAGCCCGCGAAAGGCGAAGUCGGCAGGAAGAGCGAGGAGAGCGCACAGAAGCCACAGGGUCAUGACGGCUAUGAUUCCCGUGCCACUGACUGUCAUUUUAUGCUGUUGUUCACAUCCCCAGACCCGGCCGGAGGAGGUGGCGGGGCAAAAGCUUUCAACAUCCCGGAGCAGGACAACAGCGCCCUCCGGCGAGUCCGAAACUGGGCUGCGGUGCCCACGUCGCGGCAGAGCCCGGCCUUCGAUAUUCCCGUCAGCGAGCAAUAUCCUGACAGUCAGUUUCCUUUCGGGGAAUGCGUCGAGUACGUCGGAUCGCACGCCUUCCGGACGACAUCUGCGGAGAAGCGUGAGAUGGAGCGGCUCGCGUCCUACGACUACGAGAAGAUCCGCAAAGCCGGAGAGGUCCAUCAACAGGAAGCCUAA